UUAGUUGACGUCCAUGAAGAAGAUUGUGCGUCAUGUGCUGAGGUGUUCAGCUUCCAGUGUUUUGUUUUCAACUACAAUACAUACUGCUCUAGAUAUAUUACACAUAUUAACCAGCAGGGGAGAUGCCUGUGUGCUUACUAGUAAGUGAAGAUGAUGCACAUAAACCCAUUCAGCUUCAUCAUCAACAAUCCGUGAUUCUUGGUCGAGGACCAGAAACUAAGAUAAAAGACAAAAAGUGCUCAAGAGACCAAGUUGAAUUGAAAGCUGAUUGCAACAGAGGAUUUAUCACUGUUAAACAGCUGGGUGUGAAUCCUACAAAUGUGGACAAUGUGGUUGUGGGCAAAGGCAAUCAGGCUGUAUUGCACAGGUUACUGGUCUUAACUUCCUACAAACCACAUGUCGCCCACCUCUACAAUCAGGUGACCAUAAAGCCGGGCCAGAAACUUUACAUGGUCAAUCAGAUGUAUCCUUACACAGUGAAGUUCGUUGAGGACACGUCCACACCCAGAUCUGCCACAGAGUUGAGCAAACCUUUAAAAAGAGCCCAUCAGAUGAGCUCUGAGGGGAACGGAGAGAAGAUCAAGAGCCCUGCAAACAAAACAUCAACAUCACAUACAGACCAUCACAGAAUGUCAGACGAUUCACCUCCGCCAAAAAAGACACCGCCAUCUGGAUCUGAUAAAUCAGAAUCUGCUGGCCAUUGGAGCCAAGGGCUUAAAGUGUCAAUGCAGGACCCUAAAAUGCAGGUGUACAAAGAUGAUAGGGUUGUGGUCAUCAAGGACAAGUACCCAAAGGCGCGGUACCACUGGCUGGUGCUGCCGUGGGACUCGAUCUCCAGUCUGAAGGCUCUUCGCUCGGAGCACAUCGAGCUGCUCAAACACAUGCAGCGUGUGGGAGAUCAGAUGGUGCAGCAGUGUCCUGAUGCUCACAAACUGAGCUUUCGUCUGGGAUAUCACGCCAUCCCCAGCAUGAGUCACGUCCACCUGCACGUAAUCAGCCAAGACUUUGACUCGCCAUGUUUGAAGAACAAGAAACACUGGAAUUCCUUCACUACUGACUACUUUGUGGAGUCUCAAGAUGUCAUUGCGAUGCUGGAGCAUGAUGGGAAAGUGACGGUGAAAGAAGGCACUAGUGAAUUACUGAAGCUGCCUCUGCGCUGUCACUUGUGUCGUAAAGAGCAGCCGACGAUACCCAAACUAAAAGAGCAUCUCAAAACUCAUCUGCCUUCUUAGAUAUGCUACAGAUCCUGUAUGGGACAGUCAUAUAUAUUUUGUCUGUUAAAAGUCAAUUUUGUAAACAGCCCAUUGAAUCCUUUAGUAAAUUGGAUUUGUUCUGGA
Labeo rohita (rohu) is the source of this 1337-nucleotide messenger RNA. RefSeq names its product aprataxin (gene aptx). Gene Ontology annotation, molecular function: mismatched DNA binding; single-stranded DNA binding; single-strand break-containing DNA binding. The record is from RefSeq and is a predicted model, not a curated record. Lineage: Eukaryota; Metazoa; Chordata; Actinopteri; Cypriniformes; Cyprinidae. The transcript is spliced from 9 exons. The coding region runs from base 123 to 1232 and encodes 369 amino acids. Gene Ontology annotation, biological process: double-strand break repair; single strand break repair. Gene Ontology annotation, cellular component: nucleus.